Molecule: messenger RNA, 1014 nt
Organism: Ixodes scapularis (black-legged tick)
Lineage: Eukaryota; Metazoa; Arthropoda; Arachnida; Ixodida; Ixodidae
Gene: Tim23
Product: mitochondrial import inner membrane translocase subunit Tim23
Biological process (GO): protein import into mitochondrial matrix
Cellular component (GO): TIM23 mitochondrial import inner membrane translocase complex; mitochondrial inner membrane
Molecular function (GO): transmembrane protein transporter activity
Source: RefSeq, a predicted model, not a curated record
GACUGUUCGGUCUUAGUGACGUGUUUCCUCUUCCGUCGUCCUCUGCCCAUGCGGUGCUGCGCCAUUCAUCCUGUGUGAUGACUUGGGCCCCAUAGUAAAAUAAUUUAAACUUCUUUCGUAGCCAGCUAGCACGGCAUUGAAACAUUGAGCAAACGGCACCCAUGGACCGGCAAGGCGGCAGUUAUUUCGGAGCCUACCCGUCCAUAGACCCAAGCUUCCAAAUCCCGAGUGGACAGAACGCCCCUGUGUCGCCGUAUCUGAAUUUCGACCCGGCGUAUAUCAAUGCGGGUGGACCAGAAUGGAUCUUCCCGAAGGCGCAUCGAGGCAGCGCGGGCGUUUUGAACUGGCUUUUUCUCAGAUUGGAGGCUCCGUCAUGGUUGGUGCUGCUUUUGGUGGAGUGUCGGGAUUCUACCGAGGUCUCAAGGAGACCAGCCUGGCCGGACACACUGGUAGUGUUCGGAGAACACAGAUGCUCAACUACAUUACAGGGGGGCGCAGGAUCUGCGAAUGUUCUUGGAGUCGUAGCGGUGAUGUAUAGCGGAUUUGGAGUUCUCUUCUCCUUCGUGCGUGGAGCCGACGAUGAGCUGAACACGCUGGCGGCCGGGACCCUCACGGGGCUUCUGUACAAGUCCAGUAGCGGUCUUCGCAGGUGCCCUGGGAGGCGGCGUAGGUUUGGGCCUUGCUGCCCUGUAUUGCCUUUGGACCAGCAAGGACCGCAUGAAGCACAUGUUUCAAACGAGCCCAGCGUAACUGUGGUACGCGAGGCAUCUUCUAGGCAACACUUUCACAUCAAAGCGGUUUCCCAAGGAAUGAAGCAAGACAUGUAGCUAAAGAAAAAGAUUUGUUCCAUCAGUAAAGUGCAUAGCUGUACAUAGUGUUAUACAUUUCUCAACCAUAUUUCUGGUGGUAUCAAUGGAAAGUUUCACAUGCAUAUUUGGGCAUUUCCUGAGUUAACUAGGCUUCCUCUUUUUUUUUUUUUUUCAGGUAGAGAAGUAAAAAGAAAUUUGAAGUUUU